CACGAUUUCACGGAAAAAUGAUGAUGUAACACUUUGGGAUCACGCCGAAAUAUGUGUGGUUGACUAGUAAUUUCUAUCCAACAUUCUUCGUCUUGGUUCUAAACUGCUAAAAAGCGCAGAGAUCUGGUCGGUGAAUAUGCCUGUAAGCAGUUCAUUAGCAAACAAAUUUACCAUCCUGUACGGUUCUCAGACGGGUCAAGCGAAAGCAAUUGCCGAAGAAAUCCAUGAAUUCUCUGAACAACAUGGCCUGGAUUCGAACCUUUUCUGUCUCAGUCUAACGGAGAAGAAGUUUAACCUAGAGAAAGAAACCCUUGUGGUGUUUGUAGUGUCAACAACAGGAGAGGGGGAUCCUCCAGAUACCAUGUGUAAGUUUUUUAGAAGACUGAAGAAGAAGACUUUGCCCAGUAACCAUUUAGAAAAUUGUCGUUACGCCUUACUCGCGCUUGGGGACACCAAUUACACAAAUUUCUGUAACAACGGUAAAAACCUUGACAAGAGAUUACUGGAGUUAGGGGCACAGCACUUCUACGACACUGGUUAUGCUGAUGAUGCAGUUGGUUUGGAGUUGGUAGUGGAACCAUGGAUGGAAGGACUAUGGUCUGCACUGAGAAAGCAGUUGGGUCUGGAGACACAGAAUGGUGGCAUGUCUGAUGUUGAGGCAAAAGUUCCUGUGAUUGAUUCACCAGAACAACCCCUCACUCAAAGUAAAUCUUUAAAGGUUUUAGCUGACUCAGUCUUAGAGAACACUAGUAAUGGUGGUUUGCAUGAGACAGAUUCAGUUGUUGUUGUUACAAAUAGUCACAGCUGUGACCAACUAGGUGGAAGGAGUCUUACCAAUGCUGCAUCAAUAGCAGUGGUUAAAGCAAAACCUCCUGGUGAUCAGAAUUUACCAGCCAUAGAUAAUGAUGGCCCAGUUGCAUGCAACGGUGAGCAUACCUCAACACCCACCUUAAGUGAUCAGUUAAAACAGUCUUUGCCCCCCUUGUCAACUUCUGCCUUGUCCAUACCACAAUUAUCACCAGCUUAUUUACAGGUAAGCUUCCAUCCUGAUUACAAAUGGGACUGCUCUACAUUACCUGUACAAGCUGGUGCAAGCUUUCCAAGUGCUGUAACUGAAGUCUCCAUGGCAACAGUUGUUUCAGCAAGGCAGCUGACAGAAAGUCACUCAAUAAAGACAGCUUUGGAUAUAGAACUGGAUAUCACAGACUGUAACAUGAACUACAAACCUGGGGACUCUUUUGGUAUUGUUUGUCCAAACCCCAAGGAUGAAGUUGAUGAACUGAUAUCAAGGUUGGAUUUGAGUGAGAAAGCAGGUAUUCCAUUCUCCAUUCAGUUAAUUCCAUCUUCAACCAAAAAGGCAGCAUGUGUUCCAAACUACAUACCUGAGUACUCCACCAUUAAGUAUACUCUGCUAACAUGCCUGGAAAUCAGAAGUGUUCCAAGCAAAGCUCUUGUAAGGGUUAUGGCAGAGCACACAGCUGAUCCACAAGAGAAGAGGAGACUCCAAGAACUUUGCAGCAAACAAGGCACAGGUGAUUACACCAAGUUUGUCAGAGAACCUUACUUGUCUUUGCUGGACUUACUCAACACCUUUCCAUCAUGCAAGCCUCCAUUUGAAAGGCUAUUAGAACUUUUGCCCCGCUUGAAAGCACGUCCUUACUCAGUGUCAAGCUCACCUUUGGAAAAUCCCAAUGGUCUUCACUUUGUUUUCAACAUUGUGGAAUUUCCAGCCUUGGAAGGUGUAAGGGGCCAAAGACAAGGUGUUUGUACUGGAUGGUUGGCUUCUACCACAAAAAGUCUGGGGGAAGUUUUAAUUGGUAGUAACAAGGAAUUUGAUGUUGACCUGUCUCAGUUGUUAGUGAAAGAUAGACCAAAAGUUCCAGUGUUCCAGCGCAAAAAUCUCCACUUCAAACUGCCAAGUGCUCCUAACACACCUAUCAUUAUGAUUGGUCCUGGCACAGGGGUAGCACCUUUUAUAGGCUUUCUGCAGCACAGGGAACUCAUCUUAAAGGCCUCUAAUGACCAAGAGCCUCUUGGAGAAUCAUGGCUCUUCUUUGGCUGUCGUCAUAAGGAAAAAGAUUACCUGUACCGUAAGGAACUUGAAUGUUACUUGUCUACUGGUGUUUUGUCACACCUCUUCCUCUCCUUCUCUCGUGAUACAGUUGAUGAUUUGUCCAGUAAACCAACACCAAAAUAUGUUCAAGACAACUUGAGAAGCCAUGCCACUGAAGUAGCUGAACAACUGUUUAACAAACAAGCAGUGGUUUAUGUUUGUGGAGAUGCAGACAACAUGGCCAAAAAUGUUUUUGAUGCUUUUCUGGAGAUUACUCAAGAGUACAAAGGGGUAGACAUAGCUGAGGCACGCAAGGAAAUGAUGAAGCUGCGCGAAAACAAGCAAUACCUCGAAGACAUUUGGACUUAGUGAUACAUGUAGGAAAAAUUAUGGACACAUAUAACUUGAUACUAACCAAUUGAAAUAGCUUAGUAACGGCACUAGGAUAUCUCAGAUCAACGCCAAUAUCUGAUCAAUUGUGGAUCCACCCCUCCCCUAACCCAUCAUUAGCCCCAGCUUGCUAUCAAUUGACUUUUGUUUGGUUAGGGGAGGGCUAGAUUGGUCGAAUACUGACAUUGAUUGUAUACCUCCAUAAAUCCAGUAAUACUUUAAAUUUCCAUAGAGGUCAAGGAAAUGCUCCGUGGUUGAGACACAUCUGUCCUGUCAAUGCAUGUAUGUUGGAAUGUACACGUAAAGGGGGAAACAAGAAAAAGAAGGGGGCCUGGUUAUUGUGAAUGCCAUAUUGUUUCAUCCAAUUACAUACAAGACUGGGGACUACAUGUUUUGGGUUCAAAGGCACCAAGGAUUCCACAAAGUUUGCCCAAACCAAGUGGAUAAUUCUAAAUGUGGAAUCAUUUUGCUCAUUUAAACUGUUGCUGGUGAAUUAUGCUCAAAUGCUCAAUUUCACUCAAAUCCUGGAAGUGGCUCCUGUACAAAUUUCUUGGUAGGUAUUUCAGUAAUGGUGCAUUUUUUAUCAGUACAUAUGGUAAAUUAACCUUUCCUGAGGUGCUGACAAGGUGAAUUUGUUUAACAAAUGAGCUUCUUCAGUUGGAGAUCAUUGCUUUUAUUCUCAUGACCUUUAUGUGAUAUUCUGGGGUGACACUGUAUGGAGAAAUUACAUGCUAGUCACUCUUAGGGUUAAGUUAAAGUAGCUGGCAAAAGAAGGCAGAUUAAUGAGUGGGUUUUGCCAGUUCUUAUUUAUGACCCUGGGCAGAUGUUAAUUUGGGAUCUCCCUAGUUGACCUCCCUUCUGCUACUGUAUAUUCCACACAAAACAUCGUCAAAAUACUUGGUUAACCAGGGUAUAACUUUUUGAGGCAUAUUUCAGUGGAAAACAAACAAUGGAAAAUUGUUGGUCUUCUGGUAGAGCAGCCAGUGGUGGCUGAAAGAAUGAUGCAACAAUAUGUUCUUACUUUCACCUAUCUCUUAUUUAAUAGUGUGAUCAAUUCUUCUGGCAGCAGGCCAGUCAAGAAUAGGGCAAUCCAAUGAAAUUUUCAGAACUGUUAGUGUUAGUUGCUGGGUGAUUUUUUCACUCAGAGGGUUAAAAGUGGUACAGAAACUUCAAGUCAAGGAGAAAGUAAUGCUUUAUUUUAAAAUUAAUGAAUAAUACAUUAUUGAUUACAGUAAUACUGUUUACCAUCUUUGGAAUGAGCAAAUUUAAAAUCCUUCCAUAUUAUUGAUCUUUAAGUCAAUUUUUGUGGGAUUGCUUGUUGAAUUCCUUCCAGCAAAAAGUUAAAUUUGUAGAGGCUAAUGAAUGCCUGCUUCUUUGGCUCAAUCCUCUAACUCCCAAGAUCCACUUAAAAAUUCUCCCUACUGGCUGCUAUACAUUUCUUUGUAUAUUAGACAGGAGAGCUUGGUACUGGAUUGAGAUAACACUAAGUAGCUGAUUAGCUUGUCUGUUCUCAUUACCAAGAUUUUGCAAGAUAAAUUAUUAGAAAUAUAAUGAGAAGUUUUACGUGAAUUGCUUCUGAGGGUCAAAAGGUUAACUUGGUCACUAUGUCAGCUAAUCAAUUUAAUUAAACUGCUUGUGAGGAAGGAACACAAUUCAUAUAAAGGCUCUGUCGAGGUAGACUUACUCCAUCAAUAAAUAUUAUUUUUCAGUUUAAUUUCAUGAGUGGAAGUCUUUGUUAACUUGUGCACAAAAUGUUUUCCUAUUUCUUCUAUCAACAAAUUUUAUGGAAACUUCUUUCAAAACACCACUUCAGAAAUUAAUUAAUCAAAAUAACUGAGUCUCACAAAAUUCAUGUGACAAGGUUGUGCUAAGAUGCACAUAAAGGCCUUGGAGGAAUAUUCAA
This is a messenger RNA of Pocillopora damicornis (cauliflower coral), 4346 nucleotides long. Its product is annotated as methionine synthase reductase. Gene Ontology annotation, cellular component: cytosol. Gene Ontology annotation, molecular function: [methionine synthase] reductase (NADPH) activity; flavin adenine dinucleotide binding; FMN binding. Lineage: Eukaryota; Metazoa; Cnidaria; Anthozoa; Scleractinia; Pocilloporidae. The record is from RefSeq and is a predicted model, not a curated record. Gene Ontology annotation, biological process: homocysteine metabolic process.